Molecule: messenger RNA, 1240 nt
Organism: Priapulus caudatus
Lineage: Eukaryota; Metazoa; Priapulida; Priapulimorpha; Priapulimorphida; Priapulidae
Product: ras-related C3 botulinum toxin substrate 1-like
Exons: 2
Coding region: 1-339 (112 amino acids)
Biological process (GO): cortical cytoskeleton organization; regulation of actin cytoskeleton organization; small GTPase-mediated signal transduction
Cellular component (GO): cell cortex; cell projection; plasma membrane
Molecular function (GO): GTP binding; protein kinase binding; GTPase activity
Source: RefSeq, a predicted model, not a curated record
AUGCACGCCGUGUACGGUAACUGUACGCUGCCGUCGUCGUUGUUACAGUGGUUCCCCGAGGUUAGCCACCACUGCCCCAACACACCCAUCAUCCUCGUCGGCACGAAGCUCGACCUGCGGGAGGAGAAGGACACCAUCGAGAAACUAAAGGAGAAGAAGCUGGCUCCGAUCACGUAUCCACAAGGUCUGGCGAUGGCUAAGGAGAUCGGAUCGGUGAAGUACCUCGAGUGUUCGGCGCUCACGCAGAAGGGACUGAAGACGGUGUUCGACGAGGCGAUCCGAGCUGUGCUCUGCCCGCGCCCCAAGCCCAAGAAGACGAAGAAAUGCUCGUUACUCUAACCGACCACCAGGUGUCGCCGCCGUCAUCAAGCGUCGGAGCGGAGCGUCGGGGGAAUGGGGGAGGGGCGACGGCAGAGUCGUUCGUGUUUUGGCCAGUGCGCGGAGGGUUUACGGGCUGCACGACGACGGUCGUCGCGGAGACGUGGUCGUUGCGGCGACGGACGUCGCGGAGACGCGGUCAUUGUGGCAGCAGUCGUCGUGGAGACACGGUCAUUGCGGCGGCGGUCGUCGCGGUGACGCGGUCAUUGCGGCAGCGGUCGUCGUGGAGACACGGUCAUUGCGGCGGCGGUCGUCGCGGAGACGCGGUCAUUGUGGCGACGGUCGUCGUGGCGACGCGGUCGUCGUGGAGACGCGGUCGUCACGGAGACGCGGUCGUCGUGGCGAUGGUAACAUUAAGAAAUCUGUGGCCGCUCUCAAUGAGACAUGCUUGAAAUCGUUCAUCUAGCGAAAGAGUCACGUUGUUUGCCGUCCGUCGAUCGUCCAACGUUUUCCACUCGCUCUCCCUAUCUGUAUCUCUAUCUCUCUCUCUCCUCCCUCUCUCUCUCCCCCCUCUCCCUUCUCUUCUCUCUUUCUCUCUCUCGCUCUCGGUGAAAGAACCCGCAUCGCACGGUCGCUCCGUCCGUCAGGCUCCGAAAAUAUUCCUCCGUCGUCUCUCGCGCGCGCGCGUUUUUGAUUUCUGUAAUUGUCGCUAGGGGGCGCUGCAGUUUGUUCAUCGCCGAGUCGUCCUCCAUGUGUCGUAUUUUUAACUUGCGGAUCUUCUGCCCGGGAUAAUUCAUAAUUAAUUUAACGACGUGGUCUAACGACGCGAUGUGCUACCAUCGCGAGAACUUCCUCCUUCUCCUCCUCCUCCUCCGUACCUUAUCUCCGUACUGUAAAUAGAUUUGUACGCGCGGUCGGGCGG